UUGUGUGCCAAACAUCGAAUCCAAAAAAAACAGAGUAGUCAUCAUCUCCUUACCCUCCAAUCUCAACAAUCACUCUCCAAAUCGUUCUCUCAUGGCAGCUUCUUCCUCAAUUCCGCCAUCAACCGCCGUAACCUCCGUCAUCCGCAAACCCCUCCUCCUCUCUACAACAUUCUCCUUCCCUGCUUCUUCAUUGUCUCCCUCCAGCAAAUUACCACAAAGAAAAAUCCAAAGAUUGCUACUAGCUUCCUCCUCUGCCUCCGCCGUCUCUUCCAAUUCCAAACCGGUGAAGAAAGAAACCAUCUACUUCGACGGAGGAGCUCAUUACGGUGAUCUAUUGGCUAAUCUCAUCCUUGGCCUGACCAUCCUCUGGCUCCCACUAACCUUAGCCGCGGUGUCUCGAGCCUUUAACCUCCGUUACAGGUUCACAAACCUCCGCGUGACGGUGAUCUCGGGACUCACGGGAGAAGACAGGAGCGAUUUCUCGUACAAAGUGAUCAAGGACGUUCAAGUUGUGCCGAGGUUCAUAGGAGAAUGGGGUGACAUCAUCAUCACUUUGAGAGAUGGGACAAAAGUGGAUUUGAGAAGCGUUCCUAAGUUUAGAGAGAUUGCUAAGUACUGUUUAUCUAUGGCUGAUCAACCUGCUGUUCUUAAAGAAUCUGGCGCCAAAGGCUUUUGAUGGUUUUCUCAAAAUUACUCUGUUCUGUGCAAAGCAAAUUUUAAUUCGCUCGACUGUGUUUUGUUUCUUCAAAAUAGUAUAUGUAUAUUGAAUCAUUUCGAUGUCGAUCAUUUGUGUUUACAAAGAUGUUUUUUAACUCUGCAAUAUGGAAACUGCUGUGAUGUUGGAAUCUA
Camelina sativa (false flax) is the source of this 849-nucleotide messenger RNA. RefSeq lists its product as uncharacterized. The record is from RefSeq and is a predicted model, not a curated record. NCBI's taxonomy places the organism in Eukaryota, Viridiplantae, Streptophyta, Magnoliopsida, Brassicales, Brassicaceae.